GAGCCACGGAGGCUAUGCAGUAUGCCGGAUCUGACUUCUGCAGAUCUGUGCUUGGUCAUGCCAAACCCUUCUUCGCGAUUGAAUACCGAGAUGAAAAUUCAAUCACUGCUGACGACUUUUAUUGGAGGCAGAUGUCCUGCUUGGCCAAGGUCGACGCAUUUCCUUCCUACAUUCCCUUCAUCAUCGAAGUACUCAGCGCUGCGCACGAUUACUUCUUCCACGGAGCAACCAAGAUCUUCAGAAACCUUCGCCGAGCAUCACUCAUUUGGCAUGGCGCUCUGGUAGUUCAGUCUCUGUACGGCAUAGGUGGCGAUCUGAACAUCGUCACUGACGACUGUGGACCCAUCUACAAAUAUCAAAAUGAGGAUACCUACGAUCCUGAGGAGUUUGCCUUCUUCAAGACAAUGCUGAUCACCAUGGGCGGUCUCACCAGAAACGUCAAGUCCGCCCACUACGCACAUGGCUUGGCAACCUACAACCAGAACUGCAUCAUGUUGGCAAUUGCACACCUGUAUUGUGCUGCCAGAUCUCACGGCCUCAUUGCAAAAGGCGAAACCUGGGUCGACAUGGAGUUUUUCCUCAAUAAAUUCAUUCCGCCCGGAAGCGUCCGCAAUCUGCAGGACCAUGCCUACGGACUUGGAUACGGCAAGAACUGUGACCCGAAAUCUAUCCUGACUGCUUUCCUUCUUGGAGUUGGGGUCCCCAAGCGGCUUCUUGGCAUGGAUCGCUCAGAGUUGAUCAACGGGAUCCAUGAAUAUCGCCUCAAGUCUGAUGUUAAGCAUGUUCAGAUCACUCCUACCUCAGAUGUCUGGAUCCUGAGCCACGGCAAGCAUUUGAAUGCAUUCCACGAGCCUCGCGUCGGCCAACUGGAUAUCUACCAUCGUCUCUUCCGCUCCGAAACCCCAGGCAUGCAAGAGCUCAUCGACAAGAUGGGCGAACACGAGAUCCAGCAAGACGAUCUACUGAACUUUGAUCUCAAGCCCCUUCUCAGCAUUGUCAAGGGAAGCCGGUUGGAUAAUGGUCAUGGCAACGUCCUUCGUACAGUUGCAGAGACUCUGAACAAGUUUGCUAAGAGUGGUGAUCCUGGACAUGUCAGAGCAAUCUGGAAAGAGUUGGUCCCUGGAAUCAAGGAAUCUGGAAGUCAGGCCACAAACGGACUUCUUGAUUGGAAGGCUUCCGUCAAGCAAUUCGGCCCAUAUUGCGGCAGUGUGGCUGUCAAGGAGCACAACGAGGGCAUUAAGAUCGUGGCAGAAAGAUUGGCUCUCUUGCGCUUAUCUGUCCAAACACCCGAAGAACGCGAGCUGCUGCACCACUCGGAGAAGGUCUACGACACCAUACUGAGAAAGAAGGGCGAGAUCGAAGCGUUCAUCACCAGGUCCACACACGAGGAGCGCGGUGACCUGCUUGACACCGUACAAAACUGAAAGACAAUAUUCCGAGCCUUCAUCGUCAACAGAUCCGACCAAUUAUCGGUAUGUAGACUGGCCAGGCCUCAUCAGAAUUGAGACCAUCCAUCUUGCGUUCCUCACACGAUAUUGAAAGAGCCAGAUCUCCAUGACUUGAAGCCUGCGCUUCAAGCCACCAGGAGAUUUCACAUUGUUCUCACAAGAUCUGAGGCUUUUCUUCCAGAG
This is a messenger RNA of Aureobasidium pullulans EXF-150, 1631 nucleotides long. RefSeq lists its product as uncharacterized. The transcript has a single exon. The record is from RefSeq and is a predicted model, not a curated record. Lineage: Eukaryota; Fungi; Ascomycota; Dothideomycetes; Dothideales; Saccotheciaceae. Bases 15 to 1424 code for a protein of 469 amino acids.